This is a messenger RNA of Haplochromis burtoni (Burton's mouthbrooder), 1897 nucleotides long. It is a transcript of the gene hoxa9b, whose product is annotated as homeobox A9b. Lineage: Eukaryota; Metazoa; Chordata; Actinopteri; Cichliformes; Cichlidae. Gene Ontology annotation, biological process: proximal/distal pattern formation; anterior/posterior pattern specification; DNA-templated transcription. Gene Ontology annotation, molecular function: RNA polymerase II cis-regulatory region sequence-specific DNA binding; DNA-binding transcription factor activity, RNA polymerase II-specific. The coding region runs from base 333 to 1085 and encodes 250 amino acids. Gene Ontology annotation, cellular component: nucleus. The record is from RefSeq and is a predicted model, not a curated record. The transcript is spliced from 2 exons.
UUACACUAACAUACGCUCUCUUGACAAAAUUCAUAACGUUUAUUGCUUAUAAACGAAAUAGUUCCCAAUAAAAGCGCGGGGAUUUGCUAUUAAAAUAUGGUGGGGGAAAAUGGUGGCCAUUUAGCCGAGCGCUAGGCUGAUUUAUUAUUUAUUGUUCUGUCCCACGGUCACGUGUUUGGGGCGCCCUAUCCAGUCUUGGGCAAGGUUCAACUUACUGGACGCAUUGAGUUUCUAGCUGGCGCACGACAGCAGCAGCUUAUCAUGCAAUGAAACGUUUUUUUCGAAACGCUGCAGGACUGUAGAGUGCCGUUUUCUGACUUUGCGUCUUUGCAAUGUCGACUUUGGGGACCAGUUAUUACAUUGACUCGCGCAUUCUUCCCGAGCAGGAGGAUAUGGCACCGAGGUAUUCCUCGUCAGCCGCAGGGGUGGAGCAGGCGGUGGUCACCGAAUAUGGCGGACAGGAGUCUUGCCCAUUGCAGGCGAAAUCUUCUAUUUUUGGUGGCUCUUGGAGUGCCAUCUCGGCCCACACUCCAAACACGGCCGCUCCGACAUAUAUACAUCACCCUUACCCGAGUGGGGACAGCGAUGGCAUGUUUACGCGCUCUUGGGCGCUGGAUCCGGUCUCUGCGUCCCUGUGUUUGACGGGAUUACCAUCGACAGGCAUGCACUAUGAGAUAAAACCGGAACCCCUGAUUGGGACUGCGGAAUGCACAACUUUGGAGACGCACACGCAUCUUUUGUCUGACACUGAAAACGGUGCGUCUCUAGUGGAGAUUCCAUGCGAAACUGCGUCUAAAGCCACUGAAGAUAAUCCGUCAGUAGAGGAAAAAAGGAAGGUGGAUCCAAAUAACCCGUCAUCCAACUGGCUUCACGCAAAGCCCACCAGAAAAAAACGUUGCCCGUAUACAAAGCAUCAAAUCCUCGAACUGGAAAAGGAGUUUCUGUUUAACAUGUACCUUCCCCGGGAUCGUAGAUACGAGAUAGCGAGACUGUUGAAUUUGACCGAGAGACAGGUAAAAAUCUGGUUUCAGAACCGCAGGAUGAAGAUGAAGAAAGAAAACAAAGACCGGCGAAGAGACAGUUAACUGUUUUCAUUUUUUCUUUGUUUUUUCUUGGACAGACCUGGGAUUAGAGCCUGGUUGGGAGGGGAGGGGUGAGGGGUUGAAAGGGAAAACUGGUGUCUGUCCUUAAUGUUCCUGUAACACAUGUUGUUGUAAAGUUAGUGCUGUUGAAACAAUGCUGGGUGUUUUUUUUUUCUUAUAAUAUUGAGAGGAACAAGUGUUUUAUGAGAACUUAGACGUGUUGUACUGCCGCACACAGAUAGCUACCUUAGGCCAUUUGUUAUUUGCAUGGAUCUGUUGACUACCUGAAUGUCUUUCAGCUACCUAUUUGCAUUAUUUAAGUUAUUGUUUUGGUAACUUGAUAUUGUUUUUUUAAUAGUAAGAUUUUGAUGCAUUUGUGAACAUACUGCGCACACGGAAAAUACCUCAUCGUUCUUGAUUUAACCUAAAAUAAAGUGUAGUUUGUGUACCAUUAAAGAAAAGUAGUAAUGUGAUGUCAUUUUUGUAUUUAAUUUCUCCCAACAAUAAUACACAAAUAUAAACCAACAUUUAAAUUCCUAAAUGGUGCUAGAGGAUUUUGUUUUUAAAUGCUCCUUUGUUUCGAUCGUGAAAUGUUUUCAAAUCCUUUUUUAUCUUUUCUUUUUUCUUUUUUGAAGUUAAAGCUUUUGCUUCUGUUAUAUACAAAUUAAAUGAAGUGGGGGAAAUGUUUUAUUGCAGGAAGAAAACGAUAAAAAUAGACUUUUACUACAAGUUCUGGGCUGUAACCAUCGAGCUUUAUGGCGCAAACAACCCAAAUGAACCACCGAAACUUCCCAAGCUAAGGUUUGCCAAGUUAG